Messenger RNA from Lotus japonicus, 1260 nucleotides. RefSeq names its product PRA1 family protein D-like. The annotation marks the transcript as partial. Gene Ontology annotation, cellular component: endoplasmic reticulum; Golgi apparatus. NCBI's taxonomy places the organism in Eukaryota, Viridiplantae, Streptophyta, Magnoliopsida, Fabales, Fabaceae. The transcript has a single exon. The record is from RefSeq and is a predicted model, not a curated record. Gene Ontology annotation, biological process: vesicle-mediated transport.
AAAAAAAAAAAGAAAAAUCCCAGCAUAUCUCUCUCCGCCAUCUCCCUCCCAUCCUCCCUCUCCGAAGCCACCACGCGCAUCUCCCUCAACCUCACGCGCUUCCUUCUCCUCUUCGCCCUCGCCCUCAGCCUCGUCUACCACCCCUUCGCCCUCCUCCUCGUCGCCGCCCUCCUCGCCACCUGGAACUUCCUCUUCUCCCGCGACGCCGCUGAUCCCCCUGUCACACUCUUCGGCCUCCUCACACUCGACGACUGCAUUAUCGUGAUCUGGCUCAACGUUUUCCUCUCCUUCCUCGUCAGCGCUGCUUUGGCGUGCUUCUAUGCCGCUCUGAGGAGAACCGAUGAAGGUGUUGAUGACUAUGAAUCCCCCUAUGGCCCCAUGCUUAGUGAUGAUUCUGGUGACGGUGCUGGUGCUUAUACUCGAGUUUGAUUUUGUCAUCAACAACUGUCAACUGACACUAGGGUUUGGCAUUUGUGCUUAGUGAUUUGUGGAAAAUGUUGUCAAUUUUGGAUUCCAUUCUUUACCGGUAGAUUUCACUAGUAGCUUCUCAAUUGAUUCAUAUACAUCUAUACAUGAUUUCUAUUCUGUUUCUAGCAGUUCAUUUCUAUAUGUUUGUGUGUGAUAGUGAACAACUGAACAUGUAGUAGAUUGGAGUUGUGAAUUCAUCUAAUGAGAAGUAGAGUAUGAUAAAUAACCUUUGGCUGGAUUGUUGAGUUGUGUGAUUAGACAAGUGCUGCAUUGCUUGAGUCUUUGUGUGUUGUUAUUAAUUUGUUUACUUUGGUAUAUUGCUGGGUGAUCUGUUUGUUUUUGCCAUUGUUGUCUGAAGACAAUGUGCUAUUCAGUAUUGGUAUUACAAUCAAGAAGUUUCAUUGGUUGGGGAGGGGGUAGAAAGCCUCAUUACCAUGCAUGCAGAGAUGCCUUUUGAGAAACUACAAGGCCUCCCAAAUUGCUGUGGUGUAGUUGAUGUUACAGACAUCAAUGUGUUUAGCUUCCACAGAACCUCAUAAGGAAGUGUGGCUUGACUAUGAGAAGAAACAUAGCAUGGUCCUGCAAGCAAUAGUGGAUCCUGGAUAUGAAGUUCAGAGACAUAGUCACUAGUUGGCCAGGUAUGAGAACUCUAAGGGAGCUGAAGCUGCUUAGACACAUUCAGCAUGAGAAUGUGAUUGCUUUGAGAAUGAGAGAUGUCAUGAUGCCGACCCAGAGAACAAGUUUCAAGGAUGUCUACUUGGUCUAUGAACUCAUGGAUAUAGAUCUUCAUCA